Molecule: messenger RNA, 501 nt
Organism: Paramecium sonneborni
Lineage: Eukaryota; Ciliophora; Oligohymenophorea; Peniculida; Parameciidae
Source: the annotation of a GenBank genome assembly
AUGAAUUAAAAAAAUUCACAAAGAAACCAUUAAUUUGGAAACCAAGUUAAGAAUCACAAGCUCAAUUAACAGAAUGAGCGGAUUAAGAAUUAUUAAUCUAAUACCAUGAUUGAAUUUUCUAACAGAUAACGACUGUAUGAUGAUAUCUACAAUUUUGAUCAAAUUAAAAGUGAAAGUCUUAAUUUUCUCUCUCGAGUAAAAGCAUUGAGACAGAGUAAAUUUAGGGAAGUGGUUGAAUCAGCUAAAUAAAAAUUUGUUACAUCACCAAUUUAUCUCAAAAAUAGUAUCAUAUAACUCUAAAAAAAUUCAAUUAUAAACAUGGUUGAAUAACUGAGAAAUCUAAAGAAAACUAAUAAUAAUAAACUUCAAAAUAAUAAGAAUCAGACCAAGAAAUCUAAGUAAUUUAAUUUAAAUGUUAUUUUGGGAUGUGCCAUUCCUUUAAUAUGCUGUUUGGUAGUACUAAUUGAAAUAAAUCAAAUAGAAAGGGAGAAUAACAAAUGA